Molecule: messenger RNA, 1379 nt
Organism: Trichobilharzia regenti
Lineage: Eukaryota; Metazoa; Platyhelminthes; Trematoda; Strigeidida; Schistosomatidae
Source: the annotation of a GenBank genome assembly
GGCUAAAUUUGUUCGUUGCGCCUUCCUAGACUAUACAUCUGCUUUCGACUCGGUCCCUAGGGACAUCUUAUUAAAUAAACUUGCUGCUAGUCAAACAGAAUGUUGGGCUGUUAACUGGUUGCAUUCCUAUUUCUCAGAUAGAAAGCAGUACACCGUAUAUAAAGGGAAGUCCUCCACUUCAUUGCCUACUGAAGCUGGUGUCCCUCAAGGUGCUGUUCUUUCUCCUUUUCUUUUUUCUUUCUUCUUGCACGACUUGCCUCACUCUGAUGAAAUAAACUUUGUGAAGUAUGCUGAUGAUUUAACGGUUUCAAUGGCUGUUAACUCCCAGCUAGAUUGUACUAAAAUAAAUAGCUUUCUAUCGGAAGUCAGCAAAUGGUCUGAGUCUAACGGUCUUAAACUGAAUCCUUCUAAGUGUCAAACUGUUGAUUUCAGCUUAAGAUGUAAACGACAGUUAAAAGAAGUCAUCGAUUCUCAUGACACUUGUAAAAUUGACGACAAUGAUAUUGGAAUCAAAUCAGAAAUUAAGUAUCUUGGACUCAUUCUCUCUUCUGAUCUCUCCUGGUCUUCCCAUGUCUUAGCAAUCUCCAGUAAAAUAUUCCGCUUGACAUUUUACAUUAAGAAGUUAAGACACUCGGGUAUAACUCAACCCCUCAUCCUACAGUUCGUAAACUCUUGCAUCCUACCUAUUCUUCUUUAUUGCUCACCCUUAUUCUUUCCUGGUUUGCUUAAAAAAGACUAUGUCACAAUUCGUAGAAUACUGAAGACUGUCAGUAGGGUGAGUGGUGUCCCAGUGGACCACAUAGUUAACGUCGUUGUCGAUAGGCACUUGACUUCGUGCAAUAAAUUUGCUAAAGGGAUUUUGUCUGACUUGGAGCAUCCGCUUUACCCUCAGCUUUCACCUUGCAUCUCCUCAGGUAGAACAAGGAGUAACUUCAGAAAACUGUAUGCUCGCACGUCUAAGUAUAAGAAUUCUAUGAUACCAUACUUGGCACGUAUUUUAUGUGAUGAAAAUAGUGUCAGGCAAGAAUUAACUAACCUUUUUCAUCUAGUAAAUAAACAAUUUCCUCCAUCCAUCCUUAUAUACCUUCAAGUUUUACUUUUAUUACUUCUAUUAUAUUUAUGGUCCUGUUACUUCUCUGUUUUACUCUCAUAAUUGCAAACACCAACUUAUCUCCAUGACGGCUGUAAUCUUUGUUUUUCCCCUCACCAUAUCAUGUAAAGAGAACAUUAUAUUCAAUAUUUUUAAACAUGUUAGGAUUUCUAUACCACAUUGCCAAUACUGUGUGACACAAGCCAACGGCAAUUUUCACUUGUAUUAUUAUUAUUAUUACCCUAGCUGUUAUCAUUAUUAUUGCUAUUUCCAUUUUAUAUGCUGCAUG